Sabethes cyaneus is the source of this 1497-nucleotide messenger RNA. RefSeq names its product UDP-glucosyltransferase 2-like. Gene Ontology annotation, molecular function: UDP-glycosyltransferase activity. Lineage: Eukaryota; Metazoa; Arthropoda; Insecta; Diptera; Culicidae. Bases 1 to 1497 code for a protein of 498 amino acids. The record is from RefSeq and is a predicted model, not a curated record. The transcript is spliced from 3 exons.
AUGGGCUACGUUACGCGAUUAUGCGGAGGUACUCUCGAUUUCUUUCGAAUCGCGCAGAAGGAUGUGGCAAGGAACAAACAAUUGAUGUACGGUCUAGCGGCCAAAGGUCACAACGUAACGGCGUUAACAAUAGACGUAGAUAAGAAUGCUCCGAAAAAUGUUCACUUUAUACAAUUGAAAGGAAUACACGACACUAACAGGAAUGAUUGGAUGAACGAAGGGAAACGAUUGAGUCCAUUCCAAACGUUGUACAAUGAAGCAAAACUCUCGGUUAAGUCAUGCGAAAUGAUUUAUGAAACGAACGGAUUUGCAAGGCUUUUAAACUACCCAGACGAUUUUAGGUUUGAUUUGAUCAUCAAUACCAAUACAGUUGGACCCUGUGUUGCCGCAGUUGCACAGCAUAAAUUCAAACUCUCUCCUCUGAUGACGGUUACAGCUUCCAGUUCGCUGACGAGCACAUCAUUCAGUACCAUUCCUAACCAACAUUUUGACUCAACCGAAGAUAUGUGUUUUCUGAAACGUGCCAAGAAUUUCCUUUACAAUACAUGGGAAUAUUUCCUUGAGCAGUGGUAUGUGCUGCCAGCAAUGGAUAAACUAGCACGAAAAAUCUUUCCAGAUAUUCAAAGUGUUGGAGAAUUAUCUCAGUUGGUUCGAAUUCGUUUGAUCAAUGCCAACGCAGCAAUUCAGUACCCCGAAGCGGCUUCUCCGGAUGUUAUUCCGGUGGGAGGUUUACACAUUCAAAAGUCAGAAUCACUUUCGAAAGAGCUUCAAAAGGUUUUGGAUGAUGCACCGAAUGGUGUGAUAUUUUGUUCACUAGGUUCUGACGUUAACAGCGAAACGCUCAGUGAUGUCCAAGUGAAUGCAGUUCUGAAUGCAAUUAAGCAACUUUCGCAAUAUCACUUUUUGUGGCAAUUCGAGCUCAAAACGCUCCCCGAUGACGUGCCAAAGAAUGUUCGCAUUCAGCCACGAUUUCCCCAAAAUGAUCUUCUCGCGCAUCCCCAUAUGAAGCUUUUCAUAGCUGAAAGCAGUGUUUUGAACAGUCAGGACGCUAUCUGGUAUGGAGUUCCAAUGAUUGGAAUCCCAUUGGCAGUCACUCAGUACAGGAACAUUAACUAUGGGGUGAAGCAAGGAGUAGCAAAGCGGCUGUCAUUUGCUGACAUUGAGGCUGGUCUUUUGAAAUCAGCUAUAGAGGAAGUGAUGACCAACGUGUCCUUCCUCGAAAAUACGCAACUGAUGUCGAAGACAUUCCACGAUCAACCGGACAAUCCACUGGACCGGGCGAUCUGGUGGAUUGAAUGGGUUGUGCGGAAUCCGCACGUUGAUCGGUACUGGCGAUCGACCGGUAGUGCUGCAAUGUGCUGGAUUACCAGGAAUGGCUACGAUGUGCUGCUUGUGGUAUUCGCAACGAUUGCUAUUUCGAUGCAUAUCCUUACAGGCCUUAUCUACAGAGUAUUUUUCAAAAAGCAGUCGAAAAAAGUGAAAACAAAGCGGGAGUAA